This is a messenger RNA of Eruca vesicaria subsp. sativa (arugula), 1284 nucleotides long. NCBI's taxonomy places the organism in Eukaryota, Viridiplantae, Streptophyta, Magnoliopsida, Brassicales, Brassicaceae. The record is from the annotation of a GenBank genome assembly.
AUGGGUAAUUGCUUAUAUUCAUCAUCUAAAGUGGAUAACAGCCGACAUGCUAAUUCAGCUUCCUCGGCGUCUAACGUUUCCAGCAACACAACCCAUUCCACAGUUCCUUCAGGGAGCAGUAGUUUAGGAUCAUUACCAACGCAGCAUAGGACAGAAGGAGAGAUACUUUCAUCUCCAAACCUAAAAGCUUUCUCUUACAACGAACUAAAGAACGCAACUAGGAACUUUCGUCCUGAUAGUGUAAUAGGAGAAGGAGAUUUUGGUUGCGUAUUCAAAGGGUGGAUUGAUGAAACAACUCUCACUGCUUCACGACCUUGUUCAUGUAUCGCUGUUGCUAUUAAGAUGCUUAAGCCUGACAGUUUUCAAAGUCGUAAAGAUUGGUUGACUGAAGUAAACUAUCUUGGUCAACUUUCUCACCAAAAUCUUGUAUUACUAAUUGGAUACUGCACCGAAGGAAAAAAACGGCUUCUAGUAUAUGAGUUUAUGCCUAGAGGAAGCUUGGAUAAUCAUCUUUUCAGACGUCGUCCACAGCCACUUACGUGGGCAAUAAGGAUGAAAGUGGCAGUAGGUGCAGCUAAAGGGCUUAAUUUUCUUCAUGAAGCAAAGUCACAAGUUAUAUAUAGAGACUUUAAAUCUGCUAAGAUUCUACUAGACGCUGAGUACAAUGCCAAACUUUCUUAUAUCGGUUUGGCGGAAGCAGGUCCUACUGGAGAUGAUGAUGAUGAUACACAUGUAUCUACAUUUUUCAUGGGUACUCGGGGAUAUGCAGCUCCUGAAUAUAUCUCCACAGGUAGAUUGACGGCAAAGAGUGAUGUGUACAGUUUCGGAGUGGUACUACUGGAACUAAUAUCAGGACGACGUGCCAUGGAUUCAAAUAAUGGAAUCAGAUAUAGUCUUGUGGACUGGGCUAAACCGUACCUUAACAAUAGGCGGAAGAUUUUUCGUGUAAUGGACACGAAACUAGACAAGCAAUAUCAACAAAAGGGAGCUUAUACAGUUGCUAGUCUCGCGUUGAAGUGUUUAAACCCCGAGCCAAAGCUCAGGCCUAAGAUGUCAGAGGUUUUAGUCAAAUUGGAAGAGCUGUGGAAUCCGCUGCCAAACCUGGAAUAAAAUACACUCAAACUGAAUCUCUAAGAGCUCGUCUUUCCUCUGCUAUGCAGAAUGUCUUGUAAGAUAUAGUCAAGAUCGACCUCUGCUGAAUAUAAUUCCUGAUGCAUCCCCUUUGCAUUCUUAGAGUCAAUCUCCGCGUGUAAGAUGAACGUAAAUAAUUAAUCAUGUUCGUGG